Tachysurus fulvidraco (yellow catfish) is the source of this 3276-nucleotide messenger RNA. RefSeq names its product phosphomevalonate kinase (gene pmvk). Gene Ontology annotation, molecular function: phosphomevalonate kinase activity. The record is from RefSeq and is a predicted model, not a curated record. NCBI's taxonomy places the organism in Eukaryota, Metazoa, Chordata, Actinopteri, Siluriformes, Bagridae. The transcript is spliced from 5 exons. Gene Ontology annotation, biological process: isopentenyl diphosphate biosynthetic process, mevalonate pathway; cholesterol biosynthetic process. The coding region runs from base 99 to 716 and encodes 205 amino acids. Gene Ontology annotation, cellular component: cytoplasm.
GCACAGGAAAAGGGGGCGUGUCUACACAGAGAACGCGGAAGUUUUCCAUGUGUAACAGAAACAGAUGACGGAUUUUUGAAUGUAUUAAAAGAAAUAUAAUGACAGCUUCAGAUCCAAAACUUAUUUUGUUAUUCAGUGGAAAACGGAAAUCCGGGAAGGACUACGUGACCGAUUUAAUACAAAAAAGGUUGAGUCCAAAGCUGUGCUGUAUCCUCCGGCUUUCUGCUCCACUCAAAGAGCAAUACGCACAGGAGCAUGGACUGGACUUUGAGGAGCUUCUGGGAGCAGGGAAGUACAAAGAGCAGCACCGGGCAGAGAUGAUCAGAUGGGGUGAGAGAAGAAGGCAGCAAGACUCAGGCUUCUUCUGUCGCAAGGCGGUGUGUGGAGCAUCUCAACCCGUGUGGAUUGUGAGUGACUGCAGGCGCAUGUCUGAUUUACAGUGGUUCUGGAGUGAAUAUCCACAGCAGUGUGUGUGUGUCCGAGUGGAGGCUUCUGAGCAAACCAGGGCUCAGAGGGGAUGGAGAUUCACUGCAGGAGUAGACGACGCAGAGUCUGAAUGUGGUCUGGAUCAGGACGUGGACUUUGACUGGACCAUAAGGAACGACGGAGAUGUCACGUUUCUCGACAGACAGCUCCAGGGACUGUUGUCAUUAGCUAGGGAGAGGACACAGGAGCACCAAUGCACACAAUAUAGUAUAAAAUCAAAUGGACAAUGAACAGAAGAUUGAGCUAUCGAACUAACUAAAGUACUGUAUUAUGAAAUGUUAUUUUUCUGACAUCCUGAAAAUUCACGGGCAUUUAUAUUACGAUUUGCAAAACAUUAUGUUGCUAUUUACAUUCAUAUAUUUUUAAGAGCAAUUAAGAGAACCGAUCCCCAUAGUGCCAAAGCAAGUCCAUUGAACCUUAACAGAUUUGCUUGAAUGUGAUUCUCUCACUUGUAAUUAUUCCAAAUAAAUUGGCUAAACAUUAGUAUUCCUAAUAUAAACGGUCUCUUUGUGGUCUGAUGAAAAUAAAGAUAACGUCGUAUGAAAUCCGACGCAAUAGCAUGCGAUUUAUAUUUCAUCAGAUCUCAACCAUACUGAACAUCACUGGGAGAUUUUGGGGAAGCGUUCUACACCAACCGAGAAAAAGGAACCGUGUUCAUUACUCAAGUACAGUUCCAGAAAUUUCUAGAAUCUUCAGGUGGCCUAAUAUCUUAUUAAAACUGUUUGUUGUUGUUUUUUUUACUCCUGUUUAAUUGUGUCACAGUUUGUAUACACAGAAAACCCAACCCUCCAGAAGGAUGACAAGUUUAAACAAAAUCAGAAUCAGAAUUUGGUUCCAGCUGUUUGGGACUCUAAAAAAGUACAGACUACACAAGACAAUGCAGUGAUCUCUUGUAGCUCGUGAUGUCUUGCAGGCCUUUCCACACAAGCAGGUUUUCAGCGAACAACCCUGCAUUAUUCAGCUUUGUAGAGUAGCUUCUUUUGGCUAUUCUGAGCUCUUGUCAGUAGCUUCCUGACCUGCUUAUACAGAGUUUUGUCCUCACCUCUGUAGGCAUCUUCCUUGGCAUCUCGAAGUUUUUUCAGUUUGGCCCCGAACCAUGGCUUGAUGUUACAGAAUUUGAGGAAGUUUUCGGUUGGCGCGCACACACACACGUCUUCACAAAAACUGAUGUAAGCUCUGUAGCACAGAGUCAGUCAGUUCAUUCAGGCUGUCAGUUCCAGCCUCAAAGAUACUUGUAGUCUUGUAGCUCCUGCUUUGCCUCACUGUUCCAUCUCUUCACUGUUUUGACUACAGGCUUAGUAGAUUUUAGUUUCUGCCUGUAUGUUGGAAUAAGAUGAACCAAGCAGUGAUCUGAGUUCCCCAAGACUUCCCUGGGUACAGAGCGAUAUGCGUCCUUAAGAAUUGUGUAGCAAUGACCCAGUGUAUUUUUCUCCCUUGUGGGACAAUUAAUAUGCUGUCUGUAUUUUGGAAGUUCAAGUGUUAGUUUUGCCCUGUUAAAGUUUCCAAGGAUAAUAAAGAGAGAAUCCGGAUUAUUCAUUAAAAUGUUCCAACCCUGUGGUGCAGAUUUUAUAUCGACGGAUGAUUUUAUUCCAAAUGCUCUACAACACAGAAAUGGAAUUCAAGACAUUCAUGAUUGUUUCAUUCAGCUUGUAAUAUCAUUUAUGCACUAGACCAUCGAUAUCAAGUGACGACAGCAGAGCCAUUAGUUUGGUAUUCCACACAUGCCUCCAUCUCAUUUGCCUUCCUUCUGCAUUUCGAUCAGAAAUCAGAUACGUCGAGAAACACUUUAGUGAUUUACAUAAAAUCCAAAAAAAUGUCUAGAGACUUAAACAUGAUGAAAAAAAUAGCACGAAAGACAAGAGACUGUGUUAGAAUUACUAACCUUCUAUAUCCUGUUAUGGCUUUCCACUAGAUUGCUGGGAUUUGUGUUCAUUAAGCCACAAGAGCAUUAAUAAGGUCAGGUACUGAUCAUCGUUUCAGUUCAUCCCAAAGGGGUUCAGGUCAGUCGUGCUCUGUACAGACAUUCGGGUUCCUUCAUUCUAAACUUAAACCGUGUGUUUAUAGAGCUCGCUUUGUGCACAGGGGCACCGUCAUGCUGUAACCGGUUUGGGCCUUGGUUUCAGAAAAGGGAAAUUCUAUUAGUUUUCAACAGUAAUAGAAUUAUAUAUGGGUUUGAUGAUCAGGUGGCCAUACACUAUGUAUAUUUGCUGACAGUGUUAAAUAAAACUUUACUUCAUUGGCUGUUAAAGUCCAUUAAAAAUGAUGACAAGAGGUUAGGAUGAAAAACCGCACACACACGUUUGAUUCUUGGUAUCCGAGACCUCCUCAGACUCUUUGCCAUGAUUAGAUUUGAUCUUCCCAUGAAUAUUCUUGGCUAAAAUAAACAGUCACAAAGUUAAGUGUUAUAGUACUUUAUUUAAAAAAAAAAUUCAAUUUUUGAUCUCGUCAUUAUUACAAUGAAACACUGAUAGCAAAAUGUUUACAUCCUGAACUUUGCAAUUCCAGUUAAAAAGGUUCUUGGUGCUUUGAAGUACUUAACUCACUCUACAUGUGUACACUGAAGAGAUAAUACCUUUCACUAUUCUCUCUCACCCUCUCUAUUUGACCCUUUCACCAUGAUUUUGGCAGUGGAAAUGUGACGUCCCCGUGUCUAACUUGGCCAUUUUUCUCAUCUUAGACCAAACUCAAAUCUGAUGCCUAGUGUUUGUUGCUCUACACCCAAGACCUAAAGAAAUGGAAAGGCUGAUUCCAAACCGUUCAGAGUUGGUCGCUUUUGUUUUGUUUGCAGAA